AUGCUACUUUUUUUUGUUGAAUUUUUGUCGAGUGACCCAAAUAGCCGUUCGACAGGUUCCUCCAUUUCUCACACCAGGAGAGGUUUAGGAGCUGGAGUCACUCAAGUAGCCGAUUUCGAUUGUCCAGAAGAAUUCGGGUACUACCCGCAUCCAACUGAUUGCACGCAAUAUUAUGUUUGCGUUUUCGGUGGUGCCUUGCUCGAAUCUUGCACCGGUGGUCUCAUGUACAGUCAUGAACUCCAGACCUGUGAUUGGCCUAGAAAUGUCGGGUGUGGAGAAACUGGAACUUCAGCUGCCGAUGGCGGUUCGAUAAGUUCCGCCGCCGCCGUACGCGUGACGGAUUCACGAAGUAGAAAUCCUCAACAACAACAACAACAAAGUCCGCAAUUGGUAUCGUCGAACAUUCCAGCAGAACAACAAAAUUCAUCACCCAUUCAAGUACCCACGGGUAGAGGGGUAGUAUCACAACGUCAAGAUUACAACAGGCAAAGACAACCGGAAAUAAUACAGCAACAGACAUUCUACACGGAAGAUCUCGGACCGGCAGAAGAAAUAGAAUCGGAUAGACAGCAAAGAGUUUACAGAGGACAAUCAUCCAGCAUCGGACAAGUUCAAAGAGACAGGGACGGAUUAAGGCAAUUUAAAAACAACGUCAACGCACAAAAUGUUAUACAAACAAAUUCAAACGGUCAAGAUAAAAUUUCUGUCGUUUCAUUUGGAAGUCAAAGGCCGAGUCCACCGCGUCCCCAGGAACAAUACAGAAACCUGACAUAUUCAACAAACAUGGCGGAAUUUAACAUAAUCAAAACGGACAACGACAAAACUCGGAAAAGACGUGAAAAACGACAAAUUUUCCCAAGACGACCGACCUUUUACCAAACAAAUUACGGACAGUAUCCCAUCAUUUUUUUAUCUCGACCGAACGGAAAUGUUCAAAAAACCGGAAAUGAUUUUUUCAUAAGGCCCUACGACGCAUCUUUUCCAAGGCCGUUCGUAAAAAAUUUUAAUAGAAAUCACGAUAACAACGACAGUGAUGAGGAAUUAAAAAAAUUAACGGAAUCGACGAUACAAACAAAAUUCAGACCAGUUUUUCGUAGGCCUUCCCUUAACGAUGAAAACGACAACAACAACAACAACCACAACAGCAACGACAAACAAUUUUUUAAACAAAUUAAUAAAAAUAUCGAACCGUUGGUAAAACCGGAAAUGAUAACAUUAGCUCCGACUUUUUCAUCAACACCAUCUAUCGGUGAAAAAAUUUAUUUACCAAAUUUGAGAUUAAUAAAAAUAAUUUCAAACGAUGGAAAUUCGAAAGAUUUGGAAUUUUGGAAAAGUCGUGGAGAUAGACAAAACGAACAAACGAGAGAUUUUUUUAGGGGGGUUAAGGAUAAUGAUGAUUUUGAAACGUUUCGACCGCAGAAUGUAGCCAUCAGUUUGGAACGUUUAACCUCAGUCAAUCAACAAGUCGAGCGUGUAACGACAAACAAACCAAUAAAUAACGACGACGACGAACCAAAACAAUCGACAAACGACAACCGCGAUAAAUAUGAUGGAUAUGAUGAAUAUAAUUUCGGUACGGUGAAAAUAAUACAACCGAUAACCGAAUCAUUAUCGUUAAAAGAAAAUUUAAAAUUGACAACAAAUUUACCCGACGUGGAAAGAAAGGAAAAAGAACAACAAACGACAACAAACGAUGAAUUUUUUUCUAACGUAUUAUUACAAACAAACGGAAACGAGGAAACAACAGUAAAUUUUCCUGAUACUGAUCAGUAUUAUUAUUAUCCCGAUUUGACAACGAUGCAAACGUUUUACAAAAAUAUAACAAACAACAUUGUCGAAAGACAAACGACACAAACGAAUGAGAAUUUCACAUACGGCGGUUUUACUUUUCAAAUACCCGACAAAACAACGACAAACAAUCACGUGGAUGAAGAUGGGAGGAGAGUCGAACAAAUACAAACGCAUCAAUUGACGUCAGCUUUACCGCCACCGCCACCGCCGACUCCGACUCCGAGACCCGUCGAACGUUACAACACGUCACAAAGAUUUCAAACAAAUCAAUUCGAUCCAUAUUACACGGUUUUCGAUAACGUAGAUAUCUAUCGACAAAAUGAUUACAACCAACAGCAACAGUAUCAAACGCCAAGUUCGACGCCAUCAUCGAACAACAUAGCUCAUCAAUACAGGGGACAAAUAAAUCAUAAACAAGCUGUGGAAUUACAACAGGUACAAUUACAAGUUCAAGAACAACCGGUUGUUCAACAACAGAGAAACUACAACCAAGAUUUGUACUCGCCACCGCCUGUCAUACAAGAUUUUAACGAUCAAUAUAACGUUCAACAGGUUGACGAUCAACGGCAGUAUCAGCAACAGCAUCUCACACAACCGACACCAAAAUUAUCUUCCAGGAAUGAAAGGACGAAUUCAUCAAAGGACGAUGGUUUGACGGUUGAAUCAUCAACUUCCGUCAAUCGUGUUCCAGAGAACGUGACGUCAAACUAUGUAGAAUCAUCUCCCAUAACCCGCCGUUCCGAUUCCUAUUAUUCCCUAUUAAAUUUCGGUCCUUCGACGGUUUUACUCCCGCCAUUACCAUUUCCGGAAACGACUCAAAAAUAUUACGACACAUCGUACUCACAACAAUCGAAAACAACCGAAAAACCCGUUUAUACCGAGUCGGCAAGAGGUAGAGACGGCGGUAGAAGUCAUUUCGAUCCGCCUAAAAAUGGCGGAGCUUUAGCUAAAACAUUCAACAGUUUCGAUUCUUUACUAUCGUCGUUUAUCGCCGCCGUCACGAGUCCGAAAAGUUUAACAUCUACGACGGUUGAAACCACCACUUCGACUCCUCCUCCUCAGUUGUUGAAUUCUCAAAGGGAAAAAUCGAUACCGGAAACGAUCGUGAGAUCGGAAAUCGGUAGAAUACGUCACGAUCCGAUUAUAAUAACGGAAAAUUUUUCAAUACGACAACCGGUAAUAAUAGAAAAUAAUAAUGGAGGGGAAAAAACAAACGCGGUGACGCCAAAAGUUGUCGCAUCACUUCCGCCGCCAUCAUCGACUCACGUACCCCCGCCGAAAUUGUCACAAAAUGAUUAUUUGGCUUAUUUCGUAGAAAUCGAACCUAAAAAACCUAAAAAUAUCGAAUCGGGACGUGGAGGAUUUUAUUUAAACGUUCCCCUCGAAACUGAUGAACAAUCCCGACCUAACGGUCGAAGAAUUCCAGGAAAUCGUCAAUCGAACAAUCAAGGAAAUUUCGAAAGGCAACAACAAUCGGGUUUCGGUCGAGGAGGAACUAAUCAAAGGUCACGAUUCAAUUCGGAAUUGACCACAAACGGAAAUCAAAAAGAAGAAGAUAAUAUUUCUUCUUCUAUUGAAAAGCAAACGAUCAUCGGACCGUUCGGUACAAACAAUCAACCGUACAAACCAGUUGGAAAAUGGGUUAUUGCAAAAAAUCAAGAAAAACCCGCAAGGUUGCCAACCACACCACAGCCCACACCUUUCGACGCUUACAUUCAGAAAAAACAAGAAAAAGAAAUUCUGUUGGAACCGCAAACAUCACCGCAACAACCGCAAAUAAUAACUCAACGUGUAGUACCGGAACCGAUAGAAAGAAAACAAAUUUCCCAAGGUCCCGUGCCUGCAAGAACCGAAGAAAACUACUUACAAAAUCGUCCGAUCAUCAGCAGCACGGAAGAAGUACCGCCACCGACGGAAUCCGUCAGCAGCAGUCCAUAUAAAUUUUUAUACGUUAACAUAGAUAGGAAAAAAGAUUUCGGACGAAACGGAGGAGAAAGAAACAAAGACGAGAGCGAAGAAAGAAUCAAAUACAAAACGAAACCGGAAAACAAUCGCGGAAGAGGAAGAUUGCCACUUCCGGAAGAAGAAUCGACAGAGUCGGUCGUACCUUUCGUACAAAAUUACAAGAAAAACGAAAACGAUGAAACGGGAAAAUUCAUUUACAAAACCGACUCGCGACCGGAAAUCAGACUAAGAGAUAACGUGGCAGAAGAUAAUAGAAGUAGAAAAUCGGAAAUACCGAGUGUCAUAACUCCAAAAAUUAUAGUUCCUGAAAUAAAAUCUCAAACGGAAGAGAAGGAAACGAUAGCGUCGUUAAACAUAAAACCGAUACAGGUUUUACCGGAAGUAGAAGAAGAAGAAGGAGAAAACAAAGCCGCCAAAGAAGAAGAUUUUGAACAUAAUCAAAAGAAAAGAAGAAAGCAAAAUCAACAACAACAACACCGGGUGAAAUCAUCCGACGUCGAGGAAACGUCGCCAUCUUCGACGGAAACGAUUAAUAAAAAAUACGGAAACGGAUAUCAAAACUCUGAUGAGUCAUCACCGGAAGACAACAGAAGACAACCACAGCAACCAAGAAGACUCGUUAAAAUAAAUAGAAACGAUUCUAAAAAUCAAAGGCUACAACCUUUGCAAAAAAAAAGAACGAGAAAACCUUCUUCGGCAAAAUUACCGAUCGUGGUUUUAGAAGAACUCGAAGAGAAAAAAUUUUCAAAAGAAAAUGAAAUACAACCCACGUACAGACCGAUAAUUGUUAGCGAUUUACCAUAUCCGCCGACUUUAACGAAAAAUAAAACUCGUUUCCGGUUUACCGUCGAAAACGAAAAAGAUUUUUCUGACGUCGAUAAUAAUAAUAAUAAUAAUAAAAUAUCACCACCGUCGAAUUUAACCACCGAAAAAAAUAAAAAAUCACAACAAACGGAUACGGAAAACGAUUUACCACCACCGGAAAAUAAAAACAAUAAUAAUAAUGAUUAUUCUAGUAAUAAUAGUAAUAGUAAUGAUAGUGAUAAUAAUGAUAACGACGAUGAUAACAAACCAUUGAUUCCAAAACUAAAAAGACCAAAUCAGACGGUUAAAAACGUGACGCAAUUAUUUGAAAAUCGAGCAACAACAACAACAACGAAGGCUUACAGAGGAAAAUUUAAACCUUCCGAUAUUAAAUUAAGAUUAAAACCCACGACAGGAGCAUCCCCUGUUGAUAGCGAUAACGUAGGCCCCGGUCCUCACCUUUCUACAAGGUAG
Molecule: messenger RNA, 5034 nt
Organism: Pediculus humanus corporis (human body louse)
Lineage: Eukaryota; Metazoa; Arthropoda; Insecta; Psocodea; Pediculidae
Exons: 12
Coding region: 1-5034 (1677 amino acids)
Cellular component (GO): extracellular region
Molecular function (GO): chitin binding
Source: RefSeq, a predicted model, not a curated record